AGCCGGAAGUUAUUUGCAAAUCGUCCAACAAUACAACGCUUCAAAUCUAAGAGAUCCAUUUUAAUUUCGUGUCUCUAAAGUUACACGACUAAACACCUACAUAACCUUGAUUAGACAUUAUAAUAACUUCUCAUCAUCGUAGACAAGGAUUAUAAUCUCAUCGUAGACAAAGAUUGUAAUAACAUUUAAAAAAACAGCUAAAUAACGGCAUUGAAAAAAAAAGGAAUUGGAGCAAACUUUGGGACACGACAUACUAUGGUGCGGACAUUUUGGGCCGCAAACAUGAAACAUUCACCGACAUGCCUUUUAGCUGUCACUGUUGUCCUUUUUAUUGGAGUGGAACUUGUUAACGGGCAAUAUUCUGCAGUCGCCAUCCCAGGUCAUAAAAUCAAGAUAGUAGGCUGUUAUGUAGAGAACCCAGCCAAACGCAAUAUACCUGUUACACUAUUCAGCGACUCCAGCGCGAAUUCUAAAACGAAGAUUGACUACAAAAAUUUCAAGGGGUACAUCCAAGGAGCUAUUCAGAGAUGUGCAACAGCGGCUAAACAAAAGAAUUACGCAUUUUUUGCCAUGAAUAACGUAGGGGAUUGCGUUUCUGGCAAAGUCUCCGCCACUUAUGCAAGGAGCGGGUCUUCAGCGAAUUGUAAAAACUCAGCGGGGGCAAAGUGUAACAACAAGGAGGACUGUGUGGGUGGUGAUACUAAAUCUAAUUAUGUUUACAAGGUGGAAAUGCUUCCAACCACGCCGACUACGAAACCGACAACAAAGAAGACAACGAAACCAAGAAGAGGUGCCACUACUGCUGGAUCCGCCGCCAAACUAAGCGCUUUGAUUUGUCAGAACUACGUGGUUGCGAUCAAAGCUUCUGCUGCCGGUAGCCCAAGCAAACCAGCUAUCCCCACCCCCUCUAAAAAACCCACUGCGGCGGGAAAAUCUACAGGUCCAACAGUGGCAACACCUACUACAUCCUCAAAGCCAUCAGGGCAAUCAGCCAUUGAGGCCAAAAUAAAGAAGCUUUACCAGGGAUAUACAUGCCUUGUUUGCUUAAGGACGUUAAAUACAAGUUCAUCAACAGUGUAUCUUAUGCUGCAAUUCAGUUGCCAAGGACAACAUUUGCAAAAACUUGUUGCGGGAAUUGGUGCCAGUAACAUCGUCAAAGCAGAAUGCUACCCACCGCCCUGCACCGCAGCUAUGUCUCCAUGCCCUCUUCCUUGUGGAAUGAGCUCAUGCCCCAUGUCACCAACCUUAUCGUAUCCAUCUACUUGUCCAGCGACUUUACCAGCACCUGCUCCACUUCCAGCACCCCCACUAGCCCCUUCACAGUGCCCGGCACCUUGCCCGUCGAUGUGCGCUCCAGCAUGUAAUUCGCUUUGCUGCCGGUCUAUGGUUCGACAGAAAGGCGAAACGGGAGAAUCUUCUAAGAAAUCUUCCACGAAUGAAGCCGAUGAUAUUGAUGACGACGAUGACGACGCAGACAACGAUGAACAAGAUGAUGAUGACGAUGUCGAAGAAAAUGAUGACUCUGACAUCGAGGAACCAACUGAAACAUGAUCUAUUUCUUAGAUGUUGGGUUUUACUGUUUUAUAUCAUUAUUGAUGUUAAAAAAAUCCUCGUGCAUUGACGCAACGAAGAAUUUAACUGCUUCUAAUAACCGUGAAUUAAAUUCCUUGAAAGAUGAAAUGAAAUCAAAGUUCCUGAAGAAAAGUGCUCUCCAGGCAAGGGUUGGAGCUUUACUUCAAAGACUGGCAGGGAUGUUUCAUUCCGAAAAAUCUGAUUAUUUCCCAAUGCUCUUACUUUGAAUGAAUAGAUUCUUUGAAAGAUGAAAUCAAAUCAAAGUACCUCAAGAAAAGCGUUCUCCAAGCAAGGGCUGGAGUUUUAUUUGUUAAGACUGUCAGGGAUGUUUCAUUACGAAAAAUCUGAUUUAUUUCGUAAUGCUCUAACUUUGAGUGAGAAUUUUGGGCGUCAAAUCACUCCCAAGACCAGCUCGAAGUUACGUGAAACUAUAAGCUAACCUUUCUUGAUUAAUACGGUGUAUCUAGUUGGAAUGUAUAGGGACAUCGAUCGAAAAGGCGGUGUAACCGAGGAGAUUAUAAGUAAACAAGUGUAAGAUAUUAGCAAGCUUUGAUGGAAAUUAGGUAUAACGGAGGAAAGAUAACAUAUUUUAAUAAAUUUUCUUGCAAAAGAAUAUGUUGCUGUUUUUAAAUUAUUUAGAGAAAACAGAGAGGCAAUGUUGUUUCUAAUCUAUGGUUGCGUGAAAUUAAACA
Stylophora pistillata is the source of this 2264-nucleotide messenger RNA. RefSeq lists its product as uncharacterized. The record is from RefSeq and is a predicted model, not a curated record. NCBI's taxonomy places the organism in Eukaryota, Metazoa, Cnidaria, Anthozoa, Scleractinia, Pocilloporidae.